UCCAUGACCAACGGAGAAAUCUGGCUGGUGUCGGCCAUCAGCGUUGAGCGGUUCGUCGCCGUCUGGUUUCCGUUUCAGGUUGCCAGGAUUUUCACGCCGCCCAGGGUCAAAGGUAUUGUGGUCGCCGUCGUGCUGCUGACGCUGGCCGUCAUGUCACCCGCUGUCUUCACUUUCACCUACGCGUGGGUCUACGACGAGACGCUCAACGCCACUGUCGCAAAACUGCUCUUGACGGAUUUUUAUAAGUCCAAUUACGACGCGGUGAACUUUGUGUGCUACGUAGUGUACAACAUUGCUCUAAACGGGAUUCCCUGGUUGCUGGUGGUGUUCUGCGGAAUUUCUACUGGAAUAAAAGUUGUGCACACUGGGAAUCUCCGAAAACGGCUCGUGCGGGUCAGAGUUCGAAACGGGAAAACUCCUACCGGUUCCAAGAAAUCGCACAGGGACAAUGCCAAUUUGGACUUGAGGGUUGUCAAAAUGUUGGGUCUCGUCGGGUUAUUUUCUACCAUCGUGUUUGUGCCCACCAUGCUGCUGGAUUUGUAUUCCUAUUACGUGCCGAACUUCAUCUACCAGUCCAAGCUCUACUCGGCUCUCGUCAUCUGCAUCGACCUGCUCUACACGCUAAACGCGUCCGGGAAUUUCCUGAUCUAUGCUAGCGUCUCCAACAAGUUCUUCAAGACGUACCUGGCCAUAUUCCGUCAGUGCCGAGUUAUGAAGUAG
This is a messenger RNA of Lymnaea stagnalis (great pond snail), 720 nucleotides long. The record is from the annotation of a GenBank genome assembly. Lineage: Eukaryota; Metazoa; Mollusca; Gastropoda; Lymnaeidae.